CAACCGCCAUUAAACACCAGAAGAAGAAGAAGAAGAAGAAGACUCCAGGGGCCGCUGUUGCUUCUCUACAUCUUAACAAUAGCAACGAAGAAGGACGUAGAUCUGGCAACAUGGCGACUCCCAUGCACAGAAUAAUUGCGAGGAGACAAGCGGAGGCAAACAAACAACAUGUGCGAUGCCAGAAGUGCCUUGAGAUGGGCCACUGGACGUAUGAAUGCACCGGGAAACGAAAGUAUUUGCACAGACCAUCAAGAACAGUUGAAAUGAAGAAAAAGCUGAAGGAAAAUGAAAACAAAUCUCUCAGCAUCACAGGACCAGGAGAAAGCUCCAGUGAAAAGAAAAGCAAAAAGAAGGCAAAAGACUCGAGCGACGACAGCAGCAACGACUCAGACGAUUCAUCCAGCGACUCAUCGUCAGACAGCAGCGACUCCUCCAGCUCCUCUUCAGAGGACAGCGACAGCUCUUCCUCCUCUUCCUCCUCCUCCUCCCUGUCCUCAGACAGCUCAGACUCGGGAAGCACCAGCGAUUCAGAUGAAGGACCUCCAAAGAAGAAGAAAAAGAAAAAAUAGGCAUGCUGGGAAUUACGGUGGGCUUUCUUGAUGUUGCUCGAUGUCUCAAAUAAAUGCUGUUUUUUUUUUAAAGGGCAAUCACAGCUGGUUUAAACUGAGCUUAUGACCGCUGUACAGGUGUGUUGUUAAGGAGGGCAUGUGUUUUUAGCUGUGUUUUCUUCUGUGUUUUAAACUCCUCUCCACAGAUCCUUCUGCAUAUGUGACAUUUUGUAAUGUUUGUAUUUCUAGCAAGAAAACAAACUUCAAAACCUGUUAGGAGAAACAAAGGUAUUUGAGUUAAGUCUUUGGAUUUUAGAUCUCAACCAUGUUUUUAGUUGAGCCGGAUCUGUACAGGUAAACAUGAGCAAAUCUCCAUCUGAUUGAAUAAAUUGUUAAGAUUGUAAAGUAUGCAGAACAAAAUAGAAAUUCAUGUUGUAAAAUAAUCUUGUCUUACUAAUAAAUAAAUUUGGCUUGGU
Girardinichthys multiradiatus is the source of this 1024-nucleotide messenger RNA. RefSeq names its product zinc finger, CCHC domain containing 10 (gene zcchc10). The record is from RefSeq and is a predicted model, not a curated record. Gene Ontology annotation, molecular function: zinc ion binding; nucleic acid binding. Bases 111 to 569 code for a protein of 152 amino acids. Lineage: Eukaryota; Metazoa; Chordata; Actinopteri; Cyprinodontiformes; Goodeidae. The transcript is spliced from 4 exons.